UCGUUUCGCGUUAAACGUUAUCGUCGGCCAUGUUACAACUUCCACGUAGAAGUGCCAGCAAAGCAGACCGGACCUGAGGAAAUGUUAUGACAAUUACUACACUUUGUGAUGAUGUUGGUGUAAAAUGGAUGAAGACGAUAGAAAGAAGAAAUUACUAGCUGGCAGGGAGAGGCUGGCAAAGUUUCAAAAACAGAAGACCUCUCCCGACAAGAAAGUGAAGAAGAAAAAGAAAAAGAAGGCUUCGACAGAGCAAGUAGACGAUGGUCUUGGUGUGGCUAACGGAGAUAGUGACAUCAGCACUCCAGGGCCCUUAAGUGACGAUUCUUCUUACGAUCAAGAUCAUCAAGUUGACUCCAGCUUUGCUAGUGAUUUUUCAUCACCCUUGCAUUCUGAGGCUGACCAGUCCUUUGAUGGAGAGUCUGUUGAUGAGGACUCUGACAGUCGCUAUGACGUUGCAUCCCCCGUCCACAAUGCUUCCUCGGACCGAAUCCUGGAGCUGGAGGAGACCCUGGAGGGCAAGGAGCUGGCUCUCAGGAUGAUGCAGCAGGAGCUGGAUGAUGCUACCAAGGCCAUGGAGGAGGCUCAGGACCACGCCCUGUCUGUGCAGGCCGACGCCCAGGCUGCAGCAGGUGCCACGCCACCCCCGAACAACAUAGAUGCUCACCAACAGGCAGGCGAUAACCAUCAUUGGCAGAGUGCUUCCAUCCAGCCUGAACCUCUAACCUCAGAGAGAGAGGCAGAGUACAAUGCAGCAAUAGAACAAUACAACCUCAAGAUCAUUGAAUUCCAGACGGCAUUAGCCCAAAGAGACGACAUCAUCAAGCAGCUGUCUGAUAACAUGCAGGGAGCCCUCCAGAGUCGAGAUGAGGUCCAACGUGAGGCCAGUAAUCAGGCCGAAAACCUUUCACACCAGAUACAAUCAUUACAGUCACAACUCAGAACCGCAGGAGAGACAUUACAGAGCCAGGGGAAGACUCAAGUUAAUGAACUUGCAGAGGAACUAACCAAAGCUCACGAUCAGGUUGUUAAUCUCCGCCAAACCGUAGCUGAUAAAGAAGCUUUGAUGCACGAACUUGCCAAUAGAUACUCAAAAAAGUCUGAGGAACUCUUUGAUUUGAAAGAAGAGAAGGAGGCUGUGGUUCGGGAGCAUGCCGGUGAGGUCGCGACCCUUAAACAUCAGGUCAGCGAGCUUAGAGGGGAUGGUGGCGCCCUCCCGAAGGAAGAGCUCAUCGAGGUUCUUCGGGCGGAGCUGGAUGAAAGCUACGGAAACCAGAUGAUGUUGAUGAAGCAGCAGCUGAUGGAGAACCACCACCAGGAAACAGAGUUGCUGCAACAACGCUGCAAUGAGCUGCAGGUUCUAGCCAGGUCGAACGCAGGAGCUGCGGACGUGGAGGUUGGUGCACUGAAGAAUCAGCUGGACGAACAAGGAAAGGCAUUCCAGAUGAAAGCUGACGAAGCAGAAGUGCUCAAGGAGCAGCUUCAGAAACUUGUGACAGAAUUCUCCAGACAAAAUGAAGAGAUUGAACAGAAGCAUGCUGCUGAUAAUGAUAUCCUCAGGAGAGAGCUAUAUGCAGAAUCCAAAGUGAAGAUGGAUGAGCUGGAGAGCGAGAAGCAGAGAGAGCGAGAGUACCAGGCAGAUGUAGUAUCUGACCUGACGGACAAGCUCAACCAAGCCUUAAAUGACAGCAAGGAACUAACUGAAAUCCGCGACACCUAUGAGGGGCAGAUAACCCGCCUUAUGAAACAACUUGAAGAAACGCAACGGGAUAGUGAGACCGCUGCUGACUUGAAUGCUGAGAAUGAGCAAGAAAGAAAGAAACAUGCUGACGAGAUGGAAGAACUGAAGGAGCAGUUGAACAGGAUCGAUGAGGAUAACAGAGAACUCACUCAAAUUAGGGAAGCAUACGAAGGGCAGAUUGCCAGGUUGAGUUCUGAACUGGAGAACAAGCCCAACUUUGAUGCAGAAUCGGAUUACAAUGGUAAGGAAAAAGAUGAACAACUAGCCGAGUAUGAAGCGCAAGUGCAGGAGUUGGAGCGAAAACUUGAAGAAAGCAAGGCGAGUGGACCUUCUAUGGAUAAACUGCAGGAAAUCAGAGAGGGAUUAGCUGCCCAAAUAAAGAUGGAUUAUGAUGACCUGAUGGAAGACCUCAAGUACGAUCAUGAAGGACAGCUGAAGAGACUCAAAGUUCAGCUUGAUGUGGAGUAUAAAGACAACUUAAGAGACGCCACAAAAGCAGUCGAAGAUCAGCUUGAGCAGAGCAUCAAGAAGGUCCAGACGGAAAAGGAGCGAGAGUUUGUGCUGGAACUCCAGAACGUUAGAGCUGAGCUUCAAGAACAGUAUGAUGAAAAGUUGCGGCAGGAGUUGGACAAAGGGCGGUCCGAAACCCCGUCGGAAGAGCCUGUCGCCUUUGGAAUGGUUAACGAAGAAGCAUCACAAGGAGGCGGGGUUCUUACAGAAUUGAAGAAAGAUUUGAUGAAUAAGCUAGAAAUUGAAGUGCAAGACUUGUCUGAAGUCAGAGAUGAUCUUCUUGAACAACUGGAAGUUGCCACCCGUGACCAAGAGACAGUAAGAGAGGAGCUGGCUGCCGCUACUUUUGAGAAGAACAAUUUAAGUGCCGAGGUCGAACAGCUUAAGGAUGAGUUACUUGGCAUACACUUCCAGGCCGACACUUCUACUGACUCGCCCUUCUAUGACAAUGAGCGAGAUGAGCUGAAUGAUAAGAUGCAGGUAAUGAACAGUAAACUACAAUCCCAGGAGCAGGACCAUGAGAUAGAAGUGUCAGGGUACAUUGCCAAGAUGGAGGCCUUGAAGCAAGAGAUAGCAAAGGCCACUCAAGUUCAUGAUCAGGAGAGAGGCGAACUUGAUAACAAGAUCCUAGAACUAGAAUCACAACUGAAAGAGAAGGUAGAUGAUGUUCCUUCGGAAGAACUGCAAGGGCUGGGAGAAAGGAAUGCAAGUCUUGUGUCGGAGAUUGAGAGAAUGCAGAGGGACUUGAGUGAUGCAAAGAGUUUCAUUGAGGAACAUGGCCAACGAGCUGUUGACCUUGACUCAAGGAAUCAAGCGCUUGAAGAGCAGGUAGAACAGCUUCAGAAACAGCUAGAGUUGAGUGGUCAUGAAAUGGAAGGCCUUCAGGAAGCGAUGACGUCUCUCAGGGAAGUGCAAAUGAUGGAGAUGCAGCAGCUCAGUGAAGAAAAGCCAAGAUUGGAAUCUGACUUGGCAGAGGCAAAUGACGAGAUUGAAAGAAUGAAAAAUGCACAAUCCAAAGAUACAAGUGAAGAGGCAACUGCCGAGCUGGAAGAUAAACUAAGGGAAUUGGAAGAGGAGAAGAGGAGAGCUGAUGAACUUUUGGAGAAGGCUGUCCAAGAAUUGGAACGUAUGAGAGAAGAGGUUGAGCAGUCGGAGGAGAGGAUACGUGAUCUUGAGGGAGAGGUGUGUAGACAAGCUGAUGAGAGAAAUGAACUGGAUGAUAAGAUGUCUACUCUGGAGAAAGAGCGAGAUCAGUUACUCACAGAAAAAGAAGAGUUACAGCACCAGCUUGAAACUGAAGAGAAAGAACGGGAGAGCCAAGUGGGGGAAUUGGAGUCCAGAAUAGCUUCCUUCAUUGACAGGGAAGAUGAUACUGCAGAUGCUGAUGGGGUGAGACAAGAGAGAGACAGUGCCUUAGGAACCUUAGACUCCCUCUCUAGUCAAUACCGAACCAUGGACGCCAGGAACAAAGAGUUAGAGUUGCAUGUGGAGAAUCUGGAAGAGCAGCUGACAAGGCAGCAGUCUAUGCAGAUUGUUAGAGACGUUGAAAUUAUGGCACAGAGAGAGACUUUUGAGGAGGCUGUAGCAAACUAUGACAGGACGAUUGGCGAGUUGAGAGCUGAGAAAGAAGAGAUCCGGAUGGAGCUAGAAAGGCAAGGUACACCAGAUAAGCCUUCCCAUUUAAUUCCUGUGGAAGAAGAGAUGAUUGUAGCUGGUACAGUUGCUCCUGUUGCUUCAGUUGCAGCUGCGCCAUCACCAGGUGAAGGAGAAGACACAAGUGAUGGGAGAGACUUUACCAGUCUGCCCAGUGAUCUAGAGACCACUGUUGAAACUUUCAGGACUGAGAAUAAAGAUCUUAAAGCCAAGCUUGCAGAAGCCAGUGAGGAGACGGAUUUCUUGCUGCAUAGGGAACAUCAGCUCAAACAAGAACUGUCGGCACUGAAGGUUCUUCUCCAGGAAGGAGAGGAAGAAAAGGAAGCUCUUGAAGAUCUUAUUGAAGAAGAAAAAGAGCAGAUUAACGAGUUGAAAAUGGUCGAUGAAGACCUUGAAAGAGAAAACCAGCAGUUGAAGGAAGUGAUAGAUCAUCAGCCUGAGUUACUGGAAGAUCAGGCUGCAGUAAUUGCUGGUCUGGAAGAUAAAAUUGGAAAGUUGAAGAAAGAGCUGCAGGAAAACCAAGAGCUGUAUGAGAGAGAAAACGUGCUUCUCAAGGAGGCACUUCAAGAGGAGAGAGACACAACAGCAAGGUUACUUAAUGAAGGGGAGUCACCCACAUCCAGAGACGCCCUUUUGCAGGAGAUCAUUGACCUGAAGAAGCGCCUUGCCCACAAGGAUCAGACGGAGCAUGAGAUCCUUACGGAGAAGAGCCUCCAGAUUGGGCUCCUGCAGGAGACAAAUGCCAAGCUGGAGGAGGAGAAGUAUGACCUGAGCACCAAGAUCAGUGACCUAGAGAAGCGAAUGCAAGCUUCUGAAGCAAUAUCUCAAGAGGUCCAAGACACCUUUGGAAGACAGUACCUGGAGCUUCAAUCUGAACAAAGUGCUCUGAAGGACCAACUGGAGAAGCAGAAGACCACUUCCAAUGGGCAGCCUCUCGAUGAGCAGGCUCUGCGGGAGGAGGCUCUUCGCUGCGCCAAAGACAUGCUGCUGCAGAAGUUGGAAGAGAAAGAGGCAGUGGAGCAGCAGAUGUUGGAUGAGAAGAUGGAGCUUCAGAAGCAACUUGGCAAUCAACAGAGUCUGGAAGAACUGCUCCACGAGAAAGACACACUGGAGCAGGAGCUUGCCAGGCAGAAGAGGUCCCUACAAUCAGAGGUCAAGGAACUUGAACAGAAACUGCAGGAUCAAGCCAGGAAGCUGCAGAAUGAGAAAUCCAACCUAGAAUGUGAGCUGCAGCAGAAAGACUUUGAGCUGAGGAAGUGGGAAGCCAGCUUCAGAGAGCAACAGCUAGAGUACAGGAAUAGAGAAGCAUUUGUCAGGAGGAAACACGAUAAUCAGGUGGGCUCCAUGAUGACGGACUCUGACAAGGAGAUGGUGGCCCGCCUGGAGGGCAUGCGCCUCAUCCUGGAGCGCCAGCACGCCGAGGCCGUCUCCCGGCUCCGUCGGGACCUGGAGCAGGAGUUCAGCUCCAGGGAGGGGCGGCAGACGGAGAAGCACCUCUCGGACAUCUCCCUCCUCAAGUCUCGCCAUCAGUCACAGCUUGAAGAUAUGAAGGCUGAGUUUGAAUCCCGCAUCGAAGGUGCGAAGGAAGAACUGGAGGAGGAGAGGAAGAAGCAGCUAGGAACCGUCAAGACGGUUCACGAGAGAGUGAUGGAACAGGAUCAAGCGGAACAUGUCAAGACUUUACAGGACUUGACGGACCAACAUGAAUGGGAGAUGGAGGCUCUGAAAGGUGAAUUGGACCUGAGACAGAGAGCGAUCUUUGAGGAAAUGAAAACUAAGAUUGAAGAGAAUAAUCUGAAAGAGAAAGAAUCCAUCAGGCAGCAAAGCGAGACCAAAGCCCGAAAAGAAGUGGAAGCGAUCAAGUCUAGUCUGGAACAGGUCUACACGAGCCAGACAGAGUCCUUGAGGGCUGACCUAGCCCACGAGAAGGCCCAGGCCCUGAACGAGCUGCGUCAGGCCCUCAUGUUGGCUAAUGAUGAAGCUCUGAAGAGGAUGGAGGAAAGCUGGGCAGCCAAACUGGAGGAGGAGAGGAAAGAUCUGGCUUACAGAACUGAUGAGGCGGAGCAGAACACCCAUCAGCUGAUAUCACAGCUACAGAGACGGCUGAGUCUUGAGCACAAGCAAGUCGUCCAGACGCUAGCCGAGCAGUGGGACCAGGAGGCGGUGGAACGCCUGGAGACGGUACGAACCGAGAUGGAGGCCAAAUACACCCAGGAGCUGCAGGAGGAGAAGAAGGAGGCGGAGGAGAGGAGAGAGGAGGACAUGGAGCGCACCAAGGAGCACGUGGAGGGGGAGUACAAGUCAGACGUGGAGAUACUCCUCAAGGAGAGGGAGAUGCUUGUUGAGCACGCAGAAGAGAUGAGACAGAACCUUGACAGGGUACAUCACAAAGAGCUUGCAGAACUGAGAGCCAAUCUCAAGGCUGAGUACGACCAGUACGUCCGAGCAAAAGAAGAGAUGGAGAUCGCCCGCUCCCAGUCGGAAGCAUCCCUCAUCGAAGAUCUGUCCCUUCUCAGGAUCGCCCACCAGGAUCUUCAGCAGCAGUACCGUGCUGAUGUAGCAUCCUUGAAGGCCCAGUUGGAGCAAGCAGGAGUCCCAGAUCCGGACCAGCUCGCCGAAGAGAACAAGGAGCUGCAGACUGCCCUCACCAAACUCAGGGCCAAACUGCAAGAAGAACACACUGAGGAACUGAACCAGCUGAGAUUGUACUUCGAGAAGCAGGUGGAGGAGACGGAUGAGAGAUGGAAGGCAGAGAUGGCCGAAUUGAAGAACCUCUAUGAAUCGCCAGAAGGUAAUGCUGGCAAGGAUCUAGAUGAGAGAGACGCCAAAAGGAAAGACUACUCCCAUGCCAUGAUGACCCUGACACAUCUCUCAGACUCGGACAGCUCACCUCCAAGAUCACCACCUAAGUUCUUGGAAGUUGAGGCAGAACUGAAGCAAGAGCUCAGGGCGCAACUGGAGCAUGAAUACCAGAAGGAUCUGAGGAACCUGAGGUUAGAGCUUGAGAGUGAACAUGAAGCACAGAUGGCAAGGAUAAAGAUGGAGUAUGAUCUGCAGAGGGAAGAAGAUAUGCUGCAGCUGGAGGAUCGGUUGAAUGCCAAGCACACACAGGAUGCCAAUGAUCUUGAGCUGGAUUACCUGAACCAGUUUGAGGAGCUCAGGAACCAGCUUGAAGGAGAUCACUCCAAAGAAAUAAUCAGGUUGCAAUUACAAGGUGCUAGUGAAUCAGCCAGAGCUGUGGAAGAAGAAGUGACGAGGAUGACAACUGAACACCGUGAAGCCAUGGAGGAAUCUGAAGAGAGCCAUGCCCAGGAGAAUCAGGAGAUGCGUCAGCAAAUGUCCUCCGAGCUAGCCUCUGCUGUUGCCGAAGAGAUGGAAGGGCUUCGUGAAACACUCCAAAAAGAACACAUGGAAGAAAUGGAGAGCUUGCGUCAGCAGUAUGAGAGUAGUGUCCUAACCGACUCUUCAAAAGAAGAAGCAAACAGACAUGCAGAGGAGGUUAAACAACUGGAAGGUGAAUGGCAGCAAGAAAGAGAACUUCUUGUGAAAGCGAGCAAAAAUGAGAUUGUCGAUGAGGUUGCAAAGAUAGUAUCUGAUGCAACUAUAGAGCGAGCCCUUCUGCAGGUGGAGGUCGAUACCCAAAGCAACAUGAUAGGUAUUUGCCUUGAGCAACUGGACAAGCUCAAGAACUCUGAAGCUGAAUCUCUGCAGGGUGCCGUUGAGGAGGUGGAGCAACUAAGACGGGAGCUCGAAGACACCAAAGAGCGACUUCAUCAACUGCAGGAAAGCAUCAAGAACGGAGAGGCGCCAGAGAUACAGGAACUCAAGGAGACCCUCAUGCGGGACUACGACAAUCGAUUGGAGCUGAUAACGACCACGAUGAACGAAGAGAUGGAUCAGUUGGUGAGGACGACCCAGGUUGAAGCAAGAGCAGACCUGGAGAAGAUGCAGGAAGACUUUGCCGUUCAGCACCAGGCUCUGAUGGACAGGUUUGUGGAGGAUCAAGAGAAGGCACUUGGAGAGCUCAAGGUGGUUCAUGAAGAAGACCUGGCCAGAACCAAGGAAGAGCUGCAAACUGAGCUCACUCAACAACAGAUGAAAGAUCUUGAAGAUCUUCGGGGAUCCCUCACCAAAGCCAAAGAGGAGGAGCUAGAGAUGCUGAGAAAGAGCCACGCCCAGGAGCUGGAGGAGCUCCGCUUGGACCUGAUGAAGCUCACCGACGAGGAGAGGGACAAGCUGGAGGAGAAGAUGAUGGAAGAGAGAAGAGGGGUCGAGGAGGUGGAGCAGAAGAUGAGAGAGAUGGAGGAGAGACACGAACGGGAUAAGGAAGAGUUUAAGGAAGAGCUGGUGGCUUCACACAUGCAGAAGUUUAGAGAGGUAACUGCUGAAUUGGAGGAGACCCACAAGCAGGAAAUGGAAGCCUCCAACACCUUCCUGCAAGCCGAACUGGACAGCGACUUCACCCAGCGACUCGAGGCCCUCCAGGACCAGCUCCAAGAGUCCACCCAGCAACUCCAGGAGUCGGACCAGCAGCACGAGGAUGAGAUGAGCAGCCUGAAGCAGUCCCUCGAGAUGAAGCUGACCCAGAUGGAGGAGGACCACGCCGAUCAGCUGGCUGCCUUGGGCUCCUCCCAGGACGCCGACGUCGAGACGGCCAAGGGCGAUCUGGAGGAGGUACAUCGGAAGGAGAUCAUCGACCUCCAGAACAAGCUGGAGGCUCAAAAACAGAAAGACAUUGAAGAUCUUCAGAUGGCGUUCGAGGAAGCAAAGAAGCUGUUGACGGACAAUCACCGAGAGAUGCUGAGUCAGAUAGAAGCAGAGAAAGAGGAGAAGGUGAAGGAGAUGGAGAGAGAGAAGGAAGAAGCUAUGGAUGCUUUGAAGGAGGAAAUGAAUAGGAAUGCAGAGCAAGAGAAAGGAGAGAAAGAUCAGAUGAUAAAGGAGAAAGAUGACCUGGUACAAGAAAAUGAACAGCUGAAGGGGAAGAAUGCAGAGCUACUUGAGUCGCUAGCUAAGCGAGAGUCUGUGAUUGGUCGAUCAGAACGAGAGAAUGAAGAAGGGAGCACCUUAUUGGCCAUGCUCCGAUCAGACUUAGACCGCCUUGGAACAGAAAGGGACGGUUUACAACAGACCAACAACCACCUACUGCGGGUCCUGACCCAGGUCGUACACACCACCAUGGCAUCGGAGAAUGCCAUCAACCGACGUCUGGGAGGGGGCUCCAGACCAUCCCCCUCCCGCCAGCAGGAGAUGGAUAGGAGGGGCGAUGGGAGGCCCUCAUCGCCCAGGAUUGAUCUUCUGAGGGGUGCCGUCGGAGGUAACCGUGAUGGUAGACCAGGAGACUCUAGCUCUGACGGUGAUGUUCUUCAUGAUACCAGCGUAGCUUCUAUGUUCAGUGAUGAGGGUUUGGAGCUCUCGCAGCACAUCAAUGAGAGCAUGUUCGUAGGACCGGAGCUAGACUCGGAAGGCGAGGAGAUGGUCACAGGUGCCACGACGAGACUCCACUCGGCAGUCGAACGGCUGCUGGACCAGUUCUCAGACUCCAGCACCCAGUCUGACCAGCGCCGUCCUGUCCAGGCCGAGGGCUACGCCAGCUCAGCCUCCAGCAGGGAGGAAGACUCCCUCUCCAGGAGCGCAGGAGCAGGAGCACCAGGAGACAGGGAUGAUCUCCUCAGGAGGCUGCAUGCGGAGAUCAGGGAGAAGGAGAGACUUGCAGUGGAGCUCCAUAAAUCAGACGGUCUUCUGGAUGGCAUCACCGCUGAGAAGAUGGAUGUGGAGGAUGCCUUACAGCAGGCCCGAGAGCGCCACCACGGCAUGGUCGUCCAGAUGGAGGCCCUAUCAGAGCGUCUGGCCGAGACCACCAAUGCUAACCAAGCCCUACAGGACGGGCAGGACCAGUUUGAACAACAGAGGGCGGUGCUUGCAGAACGACUUGGCCUGGAAGAUCUAGGCUUGAUAGAGGAGAACACCCAGCUGCGACACCAGGUCCAGGCCCUGACCGUGGAGCACCAGGACCUGGAGCGUCAGGCAGCCAAGACCAAGAGCUACCUGGAGCAGCAGGUCCAGGCCCUGGAGACGAGCACCGAAGAGCAAAUCUCUGGAGCCAGGAGGCAGGAGGAGGAGGCACGCUUCAGGGCGGAGGAUCUUCAGAGACAGGUGGAUGCUGCCAAGAAGAUGCAAAGCUCUCACAAACAGUUCCUAGAGCAACAAUCAGCAGACAGAGAACAGGAGAGGGAAGAGUUCCAGAGGGAGAUUGCACGCCUGGAAGAAGAGAUGAAGCUGAAGGAGAAACCAGGCCAGGAUUUGGAAGAGCUAAAGAAAGAAAAUCAAGACUUAAAGGAUGAGAUCAGCCUCUCCCAGAGCGCUGCUACUGAUUCAGUGUCUCGUAUACAACAGCUGGAGAAGGAGGUUUCUUGGAAGCAGGACACAGUGACGGAACUUGCUCGACAGAUCAAGGAGUUAGAACGCCAGCUCGACGACCAGAAGAAGCUGCCUGCGCGGGUCUCCGAGCUGGAGGCCGAGCUACGCGGUGCCCUCCAUCUCCAAGAAGAGAUGAGACACGAGAAGGAGGCACUCCAGAAGCAAUGCUACGACCAACUCCUCCAGAUCUCGGCGCUCCAGUCCAAGCUGGAUGCUCAUAAACACGGCCUGGACAGUCGUGUGGCACCCUCUACCGGCGCGUCCAAGUCGCUGGAUGAUACCAACGAGGGUCCGAUGUCACUCGCUCAACAGUGGGAGCAGGAUAAGGAGGCAUUGGACAGGAAUAACAAAGAGAUCGAAGACUUGGUGGAACAGCUAGAGCAGUUCAGGGAGGAUCUAACCAACAAGGAUGAGGAGAUCGCACAGCUCAAUCUCCAGCUGGGGGUAGCCUCCAGGGAGCAAGGAUCAGGAAGAGAGGAUAUGGAAGAGGAGAUUAGCCAGGUUAAAGCAGAGAAUGAGAGAUUAAAGGAUGAGCUGCAGGCUCCACCUCUAGACCAGGAGCAGUCCUCCCUGCCCAGGCUAGCCCAAGAGCUCCUGGAGGAGAAGAACCUGGAGAUAGAUCAGCUGGAGCACCAGAUCCAGGAGCUUCAGAGCAGCCUUGACCAGCAGGGGACCAGGAGCCAGCAGGUUCGCUACCAGGAGAAGGAGCUUGUGGUGGAGGAGACGAUCCGGGUGGAGAGACGGUCAGCCGAAGCGGCUCCUGGUUCUCCCGAUGAGGACGUGAAAGCAGAGGAGCUGAAUGAGCUUCGUUUGGAGUUGGAGAGUCAGGUGGCAUCGAAGGACCAGGAGAUCUCCAUGCUUAGACAGCAACUCGGUGAGAGAGACCAGAGCAACGCGCUGUCCAACCCUGCAGUUCAAGAGGUCAUCGAUAGAAUGAGGCAACAUACACAGGAUGAGGAACAACAGAGGAAACAACUUGAGCAAGAAGUAGCCUCCCUGAGACAGAUCAUGGGGAUACGUGAGAGGGAGGUUGCACAGCUGGAGGCACAGCUAGUCAGGACCCAAGAGCAGGCCUUAUCCCAGGGGGAGGAAGCAUCUCAACUGGACAAUAAUGACCUCCAGAAAACAAUACAGGAGAAGGAGCUUGAGAUCAUGAACUUGAAGGUGGAGAUGGAUCGGAUAGAGGAAGCCGCCUUCCAGUCUCAGCAGCAACAGCAGCAGGCAAGGAGUCCUGCAGAGGCCACGCCCAUCCCGGCUAGCCCCGCCCUGGAGGAGGCGCUCAAGACAUUGGAGGAGGAGCUCAACCAGGAGAGGAGUAGAGCUUCUCUGAUGGAGGCCGACUAUCAGAGGAGGCUGGCAGGAUUGAAGGGACUCUCUCCUGGGAAGACGCUAGGACAGAAACUGAAUGAGAUCCGUGAGGAGCUUACCCGCCAGCACCAGCAGCAUGUAGCCGACAUCCAGCACACCAUGAACAAGGAGGCGGAGCUUCGUAUCGAGCAGAUCAAGAAGGAGCAUGCUCACCAGAUACAGCUCCUUGACGAACGCACCAGAACACAGGUCCACGAGGCCGUGCUGAAGACCAACCAAGAUCUCCUGGUGGCUCAUGGAGAGGAGAAGGCCAGGACUGAGGAGGAACAUCGGAAGCAGAUGGAGAGACUAGCCGCAGCCACGCCUAUCAACGUCAGCACACUUGGAGAAGUAGGAGACCUGUUGCACAAGGAGGUGGAGAACACAGCCAGAUUGGACUCCAACCUUCUGGGUCACCUGAGACGUCGCCAGGGUGGGGUAGGCAGAGAGCAGCCCCCCGGGGAGGGGUCCAUGACCAACGGUGAUUCGUCAGAUCUUGAUAUGACCAAUGGCAAUGGAGAGAUCCCGCCCAGGUUGCAGAGUGUACUAGCCAGACUUCACAGCGAUGGGCUGCAGGUCCUGUCCCUCUCUGACCUUCGCUACCUACGCCAAGCUACCUCACCCCACCCUGGCGCACGCAGGGGCACAGACGUGGCCUCUCUGCGGCAUGCAUGGGAGAACGAGAAGCAGGCACUCCUGGAUGCUAUACAGGCCAUGAAAGACUUGGUCACGCACACCACUACUGGUCUUAGGAAUGAUGAGCUAGACUGGAGGGGAGACCUUCUGAGGGCCAUCCAGGCCGUCUUUGAUCAAGAGAGGGAGUCCCUCCUGGCCGAGCUUAGAACACACGUGGUAGCCAGCGGAGACCAGGAUCUCUCUCAAGUUCAGCUCCUAGAGAGAAGGAUUAGAGAACAGGAGACUCAUCACAAAGCAGCCAUGGAGCAGAUCUAUGGGGCGGACCGUGCCUCCCUCCUCACCGAGGUUCACGACCUUCGGGUCAACCACAACGCCUCGCGCAUCGAGCUCCAGGAGAUACGCCAGAGGUCAACGCAGCAGUUGAGCGCCCUUGAGGAGCAGAGUUCAAACAGAGAGAAGCAAUUCAAGAGGCAAUUGGAAACCAUGGAGCACAAGUUCAGACAGGAGCGGAUCCUGGCCGACGAUCUCCGGACCUCGCUCACCGUCGAGCGCCAGAAGAUCUCCCAGCUUGGGGCCUCCCUCAGCAACGAGAAGAAGCUCGUCUCGGAGCUGCGAGAUGAAAUCGCAGAGCUCCAAGCGCUCGUAGACAGGUUGCAUUCGGAGAGAGACGACUUUGAGAGGCGCAUGACAGAUAUUGCGAGUGUGGCCGAAAGCGCUUUAGCCGCUUUGGAGGCUGAGAAAGCCAGAUCAGCUACCCUGAUGGAAGGACUAGAUUCAGAGAAGGGUAACAUCUCCAAACUCCACGAGGCACUGUCUCAGGAGAGUAACCGCUCAGUACAAGCCAGACACAGGGAUCAGAAACUAGUGAAGGAACUGAGAAAAGAGUUGGACGUUGAGCGUGUGAAAGCGAACGAGAUGGGCAAAUCCUUGGACGCUGCCAGGGAGCGCGCCGAGAGCCUGAGCAGAGAGCUCGAGGCGGAGAGAGACGAGAGCGCCAACACGGUCAGCUCGGAGAAGAUGAGGAUGUUUGACCUCAAGAGGGCGCUAGAUGUAGAGAAGACGAGAUGCCAGGAGGCUCACACUGCAUUACAGAGAGAUCGAACGCUAAACGCACAACUCCACGAGACCCUGGAACAAGAGAGGCGUUCGUUCGCUGAUGACUCCCUCAGGGACAAGUCUGCUGUCUCGGACCUUCAGAAUCUACUGGAGGGGGAGCGGCGAAAAGCCAACGAGCUCCACUCCACCAUCCAGCAGCUUGAGAGCCAGAUAGGUCGACUAGAGGGGGCGCUGCACUCGCAGAGGUCACAGGGGUCGGACGUGGUGGAGAGGGAGAGGGCGAUUAAUCGCAAACUGAAAGAGAGUCUUGAAAACCUUGAUGCCCAAUGCCGAGACUUGAACGCGAAACUGGCCAUGUCCCAGGAGACCGCAUCGAAAGCCCAGGCAGACCGGGAUCGGCUCCACGCGACCCUGACCGGUCAGAAGGAGCUCCAGCUGGACGAGGAGAAUACCAGGGAGACAGAGAGGGAGGUGGAGAAACAGAGGCAGAAAGAGAGGGAGAAGGAGAGAGAGGCUGAGAAGCAAAGACAGAGAGAUCGUGAGCUGGAGAGACAGCUGGACAAGCAGAAGAUGGACGCCCAGGAGGAUGAGCUGAUAGAGACUCAGCGACUGGUCAAGAGAUUGGAGAGAGAGAACAAGAGAAUUCAGGAAACUCAGGCCGAUGAUGAUCUACAUAGGGCUAUAGAGAAGGAGCUGCAUAACGAGUCAGGGAGCCCGCAGCGUAGGAGAGAGGGCAGGGUUGGCAAGAUGGAACGAGCCAGUCUGGACCUGUAUAAGGGUCAGUUGGAGUCUGUCAGACAGAGGUUACAACUCAUGGCGGUCAAGCAACAAGAGGAACUCUCCAAGAUUGAAAGAGCAACGAUGUUCACAGAUAGCGUACCGUCUUCCUCAGUUCAAGAGCUGAGAUCGGUGGAUGGUGCUCUGGUUGAACUGAUCACCGAACUACGUCAAGUACAUGCUGCCCUCGCUCUGCUGUCUGAAUCCCAGCCACCAUUAGUGACAUCGACGGCAUCGCGAAUCAACGAGCGUCUCCUGGAGCAAAAUGCUGAGAUGAGCAGCUACGUUUCGCAGCUCAGUACGGAGAAAUCGGAACUCAGGGCGGCGCUGUCCAAGCUGGAGGAAGAGAUCUGGCAGUACCGUCAGAGGGAGGUCCAGAGACAUCGGUCUCCGAGAGGUGCAUCUAGUGACAAGGAUACGGAAGCCCUCCUGGCCAGAGAGAGGGCCACGUGGGCCCAGGAGUGUCUGGCCACCCAGUCUUCCCUACAGGAAGCAGAGAGGCAGAUCAUACAGCUCAAGCUAGACCUUGAACGGGGCACCCUGCGCAGGGAGCAUGUCAAUGGAGAAACCACUGAGCAGCAACAACAGCAGAAGAUCCAGCGUCUCUACGGGAAGUACCUGCGAGCCGAGAGUUUCCGCAAGGCGCUGGUCUACCAGAAGAAGUACCUCCUCCUGCUGCUGGGUGGCUUCCAGGACUGUGAGCAGGCUACCCUCUCCCUGAUCGCCAAGAUGGGGGCAUACCCUUCACCAGAGGACCUCAGGGAUCACCCGUCAAAGCACGGCAAGGGUUUCACCAGGUUCAGGAGUGCUGCUCGGGUUGUCAUCGCUGUCUCAAGGUUGAAGUUUCUUGUGCGAAAAUGGAGACGGGCAACCCGGUCAGGGUCCCGAGACCUCAUGGCGUCAGCCAACGCCCCUCCCAGUGCUUCCCAACCGGACAGGACCUCAGCCGCACCCCCCUCCGCUGCCCCGCCCUCGACCAGCACCAACCAGUCACCUUCCACCCAGACAUACCCCACUGGGGCUCAGCGGUACACCUCCCCUCUGCGGGGUUCACCGAGGAGCGGGGAGUAUUCGGGGGAUUCCCCUCCUGUCAGGGACAGGGGGGCGUAUGGUCUGAUCAAUGGCAUGGCCCACGUGGGCGCUACAGGGGGCUAUCUACCAGGAAGGACGAGACCAAUCACCUCUCCUCUCUCACACAGCAGAACCGGUGCCGGAUCGCAUCUUGGUGCCACGCCCGGUAGCACACACAGUACAGAUAGAUUAGGGAUUGGAGCAACACCGGGUACUCUGAAUGAAUCAGAUGGCUCAUUCUACAUCAGGAAGAUAGAGGCAUUGCAAGAGAGACUAGGAACAUUGGCAGGAAGGAAAACAACAAUAGGACGUGAGCAGAGUUCUUCCUCCUCUAGAUACAGCUACGUCAAAAGAUAACAUUCAAUCUCUGACACCGCUUCACCAGCAAACCUACCCGCAGACAGAUCACCGAAGCAACCUCAUGAAGUCUACGUCAAAAGAUGACAUUUAAUCUCUGAUAUGGCUUCUCCAUCCAGCACACCUACCCCUGUAGACAGAUCACUGAACUCCUCGAGAUACAGCUACGUCAAAAGAUGUUUGCUCCUGUCGAGGAGGUGUCCUGCAACAAAUAUAGUCUCACAGAGACUCCAGCAUACCUAGUCCUUACCAUAACGUCGCAAACAAUAACUCUGCUUCAUUGUGUGAUAGGUGUGGGGCUGGGGGUGAGGCCGGGGAGGGGGCAGGAUUAUGCAACCAUCCCAUCAAGAUAUUCCAUUCAAGCGCUCUAGCUCUACCAUUAUUGUGAGGUUCAUGAAAUGGGGUUUGUAAGAUAUCAUGGCCAUUCCUACUUAACCAAAGAAAGUAGUCUGCUCACUAGACUACAGCCAAGCCGUGACAGUAUCCACAGCCCACAGGGAAGUUACUCGGAUCAGUCGAGCAGUAAUCCCAACAUACCAUGUCUGUUCAGAGACUACCCAUAUAUACAAUGUACCUUACUGACAGUAUGCAGUAAAAGCUACCGAAAGUCUUUACAUAGACAAUAGGCAGACUCCUGUAUAAUCAACUUAUAGACCGGUUUACUAAAAUAUUCAAAUUUGAUGCAUACUUAUUAAACAAAGGUUGUUCUUGACAGCCUGGAAGCUUGCCUAAGGCUUGUCCCACAUAGCAACACAUAAUGUAUGCAGACUGGAUUCAAAGUAUUGUAGUUCAUUCAUCGAUAACAGGUUAAUGGAAUUACUCGUCACUAGGUCCCUAGGAAAGAAACAUCCUUCAAUUUGAAUAUGUUAGUAAACCAGUCCAUUCAGCUUGUCUACAAUCAUAGUAACCUUUGUGUUGUGUUUAUCCAAAUUUAGUUGCUUGUAGAUUUGUAGUGAAGAAAGUUCUUAUAAUUUAUUUUUGUGUCAUCACAUGGAGAAAAUUAUGAGGUUGUAACUGUCGUGUAAAUCGUAAUGUUUCAUUCCAAGUGUGACGAUUUACUAUGUUUAGUAGAUGAGUAUAGAGAAUGGGAAAUGCAAAAACACAUUCCAUUAUUAUUUACUGUUAAGCCUUAAGCGCUUGGGCUGUCUUAAUGGGCAUUACAUCUAGUUUAGCAGCAUGAAGCAAGUAUAAGUGCUUUAUAUUGGUUCAUUUUAUACAUUUUAAAGGUCAGAUGCAACUUAUUUCAAUAUGAAAAAUUGCUUUCAAAUUUCAAGAUUCAAGUUUUAUCGUCCGUGUACAAUACAUAGUUUUUUUCUCCAUUGAAGUUACAUGCAAAAAAAGCAUAUUACAAAACAUGGUACUGUGUGCUUGGGAUUUGAAUUUUGCAGUGUGACGUUACAUUUGCUGUGUUAUCCAGGGUAUUUGUAUUGGCUCGAUUAGUUAACUACGAAAGUUGCGCAAAUACGUUGUACCAGCAUGAGGUCGCUCUUUUAAAUUAUUCUGUUGGAAUAUGAUUUCAACAGUCUUGUAGAUACGUCACUGGACUGUGGAUCACAUGGUUCACAGUUCGAGUCCCGCCCCGGCACUAACGUCCUUUGGCAAGACAUUAAUCUACAUUUGCCACUCUCCACCCAGGUGUUUAUUAGGUACCCGGUAGGAUGCGAACAUUGAUGUGGUUGGAUUGUAAAAUGGCACCUGGUUGAAAUAUUCUCCACGGAGCGUUGUACUUUCAUGUGCCGAUUAGCAAUUGAAUCCAAUGAUCGGGGUAAUAAUAUUUACAAUGUAGAGCGCUUAGAAACGUAGCGUUAAGCUCUAUACAAAUGUGACUAUUAUUAUUACUGUUUUACAAGUACAGCCUACACAAAUACCAGGCAAAUGCAAUGAUGGGGAAGGUUUUUACUAGUUAUAUUUCAAUGUUUUUAUUAAUGAUAUAGGAUAUUCACUUGUGUAGAAUUGUACAAUAGAAUAUUUAUUUACAUCAAAGUAUCAAUAUAUUUUUAGAAGUAAGUUAGUAAUUUGUUUUAACUGUCCAAGAUACAUGUAUUAAAUUGUUUACUUUUACUUGUUAAUUUUCAAGUUUUUCAUAUGAUGGGGCUGUUUUGAUGUCAACAGUCCCAAAACUUUCAGCAGUGACCGAAGUUUAUGUGAAAGAUUUUCAUCAGUGAACAUGUAAACUUGAUACCUAUUUUUGUCAUAAAUUCUAUUUUGUACUAGUCUUGAAAUCAUCUGUUUUUCAUCUGUGUAUGUAUUCCUGCUUGAUAACCAGAUAUGCCUUCAACCAUCGAGGCUGAGAAAAAGACUAGCACUGAAAGAAAAAGAAGUGGAUUUAUUGUUGUUUUCCAAUUACAUAAAGAUUUGUGCAACUAACAACAUUCCAUUUCCAAGAAAAUUGUAUAUUUGCUACAUGAUUUAUAAUACAUACCAUUUUUGCCUUAAGUAUUAAACCUUUUAUUCACUUGAUCUGUGAUUGUGCAUGGUUUCUGUAUGAAUGUUUGUGUUUAAAAUUGUACAGAUUUCCUGUUAGAAAAUGACCCCAAAUAGAAUUAAAGUUGAAUUAUAAUGCCCCUAUGAAGGUCACAUUCUAGUGUACUCUAUUAGAAUGCUGAAAUAAUAGAUUUAUUGAAAGUCAGGUAAUGUAAAACUUUAGCUAAUAUCAGAAUUGGAAGCCGUAUAGCAUUAAUCUUUUGAAAUAUGAAUUAAAAGUAUUCUGUUUUAGCAAAUGUGCCAAAAUAUACUUAAUGCCUUGGACUUUUUGAAAGUUAGGGUAUGUUGAUUAUUAAUUAAAUAUUGCAUCCUAUACUAGAAGAAAGACCAAUCGGUUAAAAUCAUAUUGAGACAAAGGUAUGUGUACAGUCGGGUAGUUAUACCGACACAAUGAAAGAUUGUUAUUUAUAAUGCGAUUCAGCAUGUUUUGAUGUAAUUUAAAGUAUUGUAUUUCUUGUCGCUUGUUUAUUUCAGUGCAAUGAUUACGCACCAUGAUUAUAUUUUGUAAGAUAACGGUGUUAUGAUGAAGAUUUCUUGUGACAUGCUUCCUAUAAUGAAUGAUGCCAUUAAUAAGAUUUAUUUUAAUUUCAUCUUGUGAGCUACCAUAAUCUACGCAUCCCAAGGUGCCGUGUGAUUUUAGAUAUUUCUCUGUACAAAGUGACAAUUAAAAAAAGAAGAUUAUUGAAAUGAUAAAAA
Strongylocentrotus purpuratus (purple sea urchin) is the source of this 18742-nucleotide messenger RNA. Its product is annotated as A-kinase anchor protein 9. The coding region runs from base 125 to 15562 and encodes 5145 amino acids. Gene Ontology annotation, biological process: signal transduction. The transcript has 55 exons. Lineage: Eukaryota; Metazoa; Echinodermata; Echinoidea; Camarodonta; Strongylocentrotidae. Gene Ontology annotation, molecular function: DNA binding; molecular adaptor activity. The record is from RefSeq and is a predicted model, not a curated record.